UACAUGUUCUACCUGUGAUCCCUUUCGUGUUUACUUUAAUCUUUAAUCCAUCCAAGCCAUAUUAUAUGCCUUUUCUAUUCAUCAAAAAACCUGGUUAUUCGUUGGAUCUAGUUUCUUAGUUUGUUAUUGUGUCUUUUAUCUUUGUGUUUUUUUGUCUGACUGAUUUGUGAAUCAAAGUAAACUAUUUAUCCUUUUAUUUAAGCUGGUUUUUGUCCGAAUUCCAGUUCCACAGCUCCGUGACAAAUUGAGCACAGUGUCCAUGUUAUUUGUUUGGAGCCUGUUUCCAUAGUGUCGAGUGUUGUGCAUUGUUCAGUUAAGUUUAACUGUGCGUGCAUGUGUGCGGUGUGUUGUUGAAAUCACUCAGUCGAUAAAAAUGGUAAAAGGUGGAAAAAAAACUUCUUCAAUGAGCAAUGGUGGAAAAUGGUUUGCUCACACAGUUUUACCAGCGAGUAAAGGAGAAGAGAGGCGAGACCGCAGGACUUGUACAAGCACCGGGAUCAUGCUUUGUCAGGUUGAAUCCUCCUUGCCUCAGGCUUUGAGCUUUCAACGCCAUCCUAAAUGGAAAAGUCAACAGGAAUCCAGGGAGUAUCCACUCUCAGACCAUGACAACAAGCAUUCCUUGAAAGAUAACAUUGCUGUCUUCACUCAUGGUGUGGGACUGAGAAAGUGUCCCGACGAACACAAGCAGCAUAACUCUCACUUCAGCCUCUGCCCCGAUGGAGCUGACAGCGGCACGCUAGAGACUGGAGGGAACGUCUCAGCCUAUGGGACAGACUUCAAGGUGAAGCCGACGGCUGCUUUUUCAGCGGGCUACAGCCGGUUCACCCGCAACCACAAGCAGAAGGCUGCAGAGGCAGCUUCAGCACGGGCAGGGCAGCGCUUCCUGUGGUUUGGACGACAUGACCUGGAAGAGACCCCACAGAAGCAGUCGGCCAUCAGUUCCUCAGCAAUGUCUUUGUUCAGUCUGGUGCAGCCUGAGGCACUAGAUGGCGUCGCCGAGGAGGUCAGGUGA
Messenger RNA from Platichthys flesus (European flounder), 1012 nucleotides. It is a transcript of the gene tex36, whose product is annotated as testis expressed 36. Bases 374 to 1012 code for a protein of 212 amino acids. The transcript has 4 exons. Lineage: Eukaryota; Metazoa; Chordata; Actinopteri; Pleuronectiformes; Pleuronectidae. The record is from RefSeq and is a predicted model, not a curated record.